Molecule: messenger RNA, 2638 nt
Organism: Dimorphilus gyrociliatus
Lineage: Eukaryota; Metazoa; Annelida; Polychaeta; Dinophilidae
Source: the annotation of a GenBank genome assembly
AAUGGCCCCCACUACAUCUGCUGUAACAACUGACGGAAUGCUAGGUGAAGAAAGAACAACAACCGUUCCUGUCUUCACAGAUGCUACAACAACCGAAGGUACACCAGAACCUACAACAACUUUACCUGUAACAACAACUGUACCUAUAACAACAACUGAAAUUGUAACUACCACAACUAUACCUGCAACCACGACUGUUCCAACUACCACAGCUCCGUUAUGCCAUGGUUCACUUGUCCAAACUGACUGUGUUUGCCAGAAGACAUGCGAAAGCUUGGCUGAUUCAUCAUUCAAAUGCCCAACACUGGGAUCUGAUUCAUGUAAUAAGGGAUGCCACUGUGGUGCAGGAUACGUUAUGCAUAAUAGUAAAUGUAUCAAGGAAACUGAAUGUCCAUGCUUUGCCAACAAUCGCUAUUACCAAUUUGGAGAGAAAUUUGCCUUGGAAGAGAAGUGCAUGCUUGGAAUAUGCACAGCUGAAAAGGGCAUUGUUAAGAUGGUUGAUCCUACCUGCCAACAAGACAAGUGUACUUUAGGUAGAGUUUGGAGUGACUGUGCUUGUGAAAAGACGUGUGAAAAUCCAAAACGCAAAUGCGAUAUGGUCAAUUGUAAACCAGGUUGUGCUUGCAAAGAGGGUACAUUCUGGAAUGGUGAAAAAUGCGCUCCUCAAACAGAGUGUCAAUGCAAGAAGGGAGAUAAACUUUACAGUGAAGGUGAAAGAUGGAAUGUUGGUCAAUGUGUACGCUGUAAAUGUGAAAACGGUCAAGAAAUUUGCUCUGAAUAUUGUCCACUUACAGAAGAAGAUUGCAAGAAGAAGGGCAAGAAACUCGUAAAUAACAAUCUUGAAGAUAAGGUUUGCUGUUCAUGUGUGGCUGACGAACCACAGUGCAUGGAUGAAUCAGGAGUAUCACGAUCUGUUGGUUCUAUUUGGCACAAAGGAGUUUGCGACAUGUACGAAUGUGUCUUGCUUCCUGGUGGCAGUACAAUGGUGAAACAAAACCACACUACAUGUACGCCAUGCAGACAAGGCGAAACUCCAGUUUAUUCACCAAAGAAAUGCUGUCCUGAAUGCAAGGAACCACUUACAACAACUACAACAUCCACAACCACAACUGCCACAACACCUGGUACAACAACCAGUACUGGAACAACUACUGAGUUGGUUACCGGCGGUCACACUCCGGAACCAGAUACAACAACCGGAACCACAACAGUAUCUACAACUGAAACAACAACUGUCUCUACCAUAGGAACAACAACAGAACAAGUUACUGGUGGUCAUUCAGAAGAACCAUCAACAACAGGAACUACUACAACUGCUGGUACUACAACAGGAACUACUACAACUGCUGGUACUACAACAGGAACUACUACAACUGCUUCAACAUCAACGGCAGGAACAACCCCAGGCACUACAACAGGUACUACAACAGAGUUAGUUACUGGUGGCCAUACCGAGGAGCCAUCUACUACACCAGCAACAACCACACCACAAACCACAACGCAAGGAACAACAACUACACAAACAGAAGAAACUACAACAGAGGGAACAACAACCACACCAACAGACGCAACAACAACACAAGGAACAACACCUGCUACAACAACAGGAACAACAACUGAAUUAGUAACUGGUGGUCAUACAGAAGAACCAGUUACUACAACAGCAGCUGCACCAACAACUACUGGAGUAUCGACAACUGAAGCGCCAGUUACUAAACCACCAACUUGUGCAGAAGCUAUGUCAAAGGACACAGUAUUGACUGACGAUUUGAUUGAUCUAUCACCAGAAGGAACUGUUGACGAUUUACGUCCUAAUGGUUCAGGCUGGAAGGUUGAUAAGACUUCUUCCCCAUCCAUCACAGUUGAUUUGACACCAGAUGAUAAGGAUGGUCCAACCAACUUGGAACAAAUCACUCUGAAGGGUAAUGUUGAAGAUGUCAAGAUAUUGGUCAAGAAAACACCAGAAGCUGAAUUUGAGACUGUUAAGGAUAGCGAAGGUGAUGUUGAAUUUGAUGCAACAAAACCAAUCAGAUUCACCGAAGUUUUGAAAGUCUAUAGUAUCAGAAUCGUAUUAUUAGACACAAUUGAAGAUACAGAUACAACUUACCUUACAACUCUUUCUGUUCACGCUUGUGUCAAGGUACCAGAAGUAAAGACAUGCAAAUAUAAUGGAAAGGAUUACGAUUUCAACUCUGAAUGGUUCGUUGAAAAAUCAGGUAUUAAAACAUGCGUUAAGUGCAAUUGCAAUGAAAAUGGCGUCAACUGCGACGACAUGAGCAAGAACUGCAACUUAAAAUGCGAUGGUGAACUUGUAUAUCAAAAUGGAACUUGUUGCCCAGUUUGUAAACCAAAGAAACAAUCUUGCAGCUUGAAAACUGUAAAUACCGUUUUGGAAGUAGGAGAAUGUAAAUCAGCUAAUUACGUAAAAAGAACAAUGUGCGUAGGAUCAUGUAGUAGUGGAGCAACAGCAAUGUUUACAGCCCCAUACAUGAAGGCAGUCUGCAACUGCUGCAAACCUGUCGCAAUGGAAAAGGCUGUUGAAAGUCUCACAUGCAAAAACGGAACAACAAUAGAAUAUAAUUAUGUAAAAAUACAACAGUGUUCCUGCAAUCAAUGCAGCUAUAAUCCAUUUGCAUAA